Molecule: messenger RNA, 4635 nt
Organism: Biomphalaria glabrata
Lineage: Eukaryota; Metazoa; Mollusca; Gastropoda; Planorbidae
Product: ATP-binding cassette sub-family D member 3-like
Exons: 27
Coding region: 23-2023 (666 amino acids)
Biological process (GO): very long-chain fatty acid catabolic process; fatty acid beta-oxidation; peroxisome organization
Cellular component (GO): peroxisomal membrane; peroxisome
Molecular function (GO): ATP binding; ATP hydrolysis activity; ABC-type transporter activity
Source: RefSeq, a predicted model, not a curated record
UACUUGGCAUCAUCCAAUAAACAUGGCGGCACAGAGUAAACUUCUAAAGUUCACUCCUAAAAACUCUGCUUUAAUAACGGCAGCCGGCAUAGCCACUUAUUUCUUAUACAAGCGAAUAACACAGAAAACUCAAAAAAGAAGUACUGAUGGUCAAGAAGAGGAAGUGAAAGUUGUUAUAGCUCAACAUGGCCAGAAAAAAGAAAAGGCAGUGGUGAAUGCUGUAUUUUUUGCACGAUUGGCAAAAAUUUUGAAAGUUCUCAUUCCUGGGAUAUUUACAAUUGAGACUGCAUACCUUGGAAUUGUAGCUAUUAGUCUGGUGGCUAGAACCUAUGCUGAUGUUUGGAUGAUUCAGAAUGGAACUUCUAUUGAAAGUUCAAUUAUUGGCAGAGAUGCUGAGCAAUUUAAAGGUCUUCUGUUGAAGUUCAUUUAUGCCAUGCCUGUGAUAUCUGUUGUUAAUAAUUUGCUAAAAUAUGGACUGAACAUGUUAAAAUUGAGAUUCAGAAUCAGACUGUCCAAAUACUUGUAUGACAAAUACUUAAAGGGGUUCACAUUUUAUAAAAUGAGCAACUUAGACAAUCGUAUAUCUAACGCUGACCAGCUUUUAACACAAGAUGCUGAGAAGUUCUGUGACUGUGUAGCCGAGCUCUAUUCAAAUCUCAGCAAGCCCAUACUUGAUGUCAUUCUAUACACAGUGAAAUUAGCUGGUGCCAUUGGCAUAAUGGGCCCAACUUACAUGUUGCUUUAUCUGGCUUUCUCUGGUGCUGUCCUUACAAGGUUGAGGAGACCUGUGGGGCGUAUGACAGUAUCAGAACAAAAACUAGAAGGGGAGUACCGCUAUGUCAACUCUAGGCUUAUCACAAAUAGUGAAGAGAUUGCUUUCUAUCAAGGCAACAACAGAGAAAAGUUCAUUAUUACUAGCACAUUCCAUAAAUUAGUUGACCAUCUUCGUAGCUUCAUCCAUUUCAGAGUUCAGAUGGGAUUUGUUGAUAACAUCAUUGCUAAAUAUGUUGCCACAGUAGUUGGUUACUUGGUUGUAAGUCGACCAUUCCUUAACCUAAAUCACCCAAGACACAUGAACUCUUCUCACAGUGAGCGUCUUGAGGACUAUUUCAAAAGUGGUCGAAUGUUAGUCAAGAUGGCAGAAGCUAUUGGAAGAAUAGUUUUGGCUGGCAGAGAGUUAACAAGAUUAGCAGGGUUUACUGCCAGGGUGACAGACCUAAUGAAGGUGCUGGAUGAUCUUAAUGCUGGGCGUUAUGAACGCACCAUGGUGAACACAGAAAAUAGUAGAGGAUCUUCAAAUAACUUGAAACAGCUGACUCUUAAACCAGGAAAUGGAAAAAUAAUUAUCAAAGAUCACAUCAUCAAAUUUGAUAAAGUGCCUCUUGUAACGCCCAAUGGAGAUGUCCUGAUUGAAGAGUUAAAUUUUGAAGUAACAUCAGGGAAGAAUGUCCUUAUUUGUGGACCUAAUGGCUGUGGGAAAAGUUCACUCUUCAGAAUAUUAGGAGAACUUUGGCCUUUAUUUGGUGGAACUAUGACUAAACCAGAGAAGGGAAAGUUAUUUUAUGUACCCCAGCGUCCUUACAUGGCUGUUGGAACUUUGCGAGAUCAAGUCAUUUAUCCUGAUAGUCAUGCUGAACAAUUGAAAAAAGGUGUCAGAGAUGAGGAACUGGCUGAGAUUCUUGCCAAGGUCCAAUUGAACCACAUCUUAGACAGAGAGGGAGGAUGGGAGGCAGUACAAGACUGGAUGGAUGUCUUGAGUGGUGGGGAGAAACAAAGAAUUGCGAUGGCUCGACUGUUCUAUCAUAAACCUCAGUUUGCUAUAUUAGAUGAAUGUACUAGUGCUGUUAGUGUUGAUGUAGAAGGAUUCAUGUACCAAUAUAGUCGAGAGGUUGGGAUAACUCUGUUUACUGUGUCUCACAGAAAAUCAUUGUGGAAGCAUCAUGAGUACUACCUUAAGAUGGAUGGCCGUGGUUACUACGAGUUCAAGCCUAUUACUGAAGACACAACUGAAUUUGGUUCUUGAUUUCCUAAACAGAGUUUUUUACUUAAAGUUAUUUAUUUACAUAGAGAGCUUGUAAAAUAAUUUGAAUAUCUUGUUGUCGUGUCAGAAUUUUUUUCUUACUUAGAAACUAAGUAUUGAUCUGGUUUUACUAUGAACUAGAAAUCUCCAGGAACUUCAACUUGUCAUUCUUGUUUGAUGUUAUGUGCAAGUUUGUUUUUUUUUAAUAUAUAUGAAUAUAAGUAAUUUAAUGUGGAUGUAUUUGAUAGCAUUUUUUUUUUAUAAUAAUCAAACAGUUCUAUUUUUUUUUUAGUCCUUAUCACUAAAUUAUUUUAAAUAAAAUUGAUGUUUGUUGAUAAUUUUUGUCUUUAAUGUUUAAGUGACAAUUUAUUAGUCGUUAAGUCUAUACAUAAUAAUGUAACUUAUUUUAAAUUGUAUCUAUUUCUUCUCAAUAACCACAUUUUGUGUGUGACAAAAAAGUGACUAUUCUAUUUUUUGCUGGCUUUUUUUUUUUUUUAAAUGGUGAAAGUUGACAAGAUUCAAACUCUGCUCUAGGCUAGUGAUGUUCUAUCGUGAUGGAUGUAAUAACUUUUCAAAUAGUGAAUAUAUUUGUAUACUCUUUUGGUAUGUGUAACUAUUUUCUUGCUCAUGAACUGAUCUGUUGGCCUAUCAAGUUAACCCAUGUCAUAUGUUUCUGUUGCCCUUUGAACUCUGUGUAGAUGUACGUUAAAAGUGUACUAUAUAUUUUUUUUAUGAUGGUCAAAUGAAAGUGUUAUCUCCUGAUGUAAAUAUGUUUCAAGACAUUCAUUCAAGUUUUCUCUCAUAAACCUUGCUUGCUAUAUGAUUCAACUCGUCUGUGUCGCUGACUACUUAUGACACUGUUGUGGGCUUUCAUGUCAGCACAUUUUUAUUGUUUUGGGAUGGAAAGAAAUUCUUUUAAAAUUUUUAGAUCAAAUUUUACUUUAGUUAUUGGUUACAUUUCAACUAUGUAGAGCAUUGGUUAGAUCUUCUUAAACCUAGUACUUUUCUUGAUCUAUCAGAAGGAACUAGAGACGAGCCUUCUAGAUAUUUGUGUUGUCUUUGAACAAGAAUUCAUUUGUUACUUUGUUUUAAAACAUGAUGAUGAGUUGUGUGUGGAGAAUAGGAGUCAAAAAUAUUUUGGGGAUCUAUGAAAAAUUAUCUAAUAUAGCAUAGAAUUUGUGUGAAAUAGAUAAAUGAUUUGAAUGGUAAGCAAGUUGGAAUGAACUGAAAUAUGAACAGGUUAGUAUCCAAUAAUUUUGAUCUUUUAUAAGAGUUUUAUUUCAGUCAACAGUUCUGAUCCUUAUGUAAAAAAGUAACUAAGAACCUUCAGACUAUAUAGAAAAUAUUAUUGAAAAUUGUAAGGCCUUCUUUUUACUUUGUUUCAACUGGACUGGAAAUAAGAAGUGACAAAAAAGUAGUUGUCAUUGUUGAAAGUUAUUGAGAACUUAAAAAAUUAAAGUUAAACCAAAAUUGGAGCAAAAAUUUAUUUAUGGCAAAAAUGUAUUUAUGGUUAAGUAGAAACUAAAAAUAACAUUUACUGAGAGUGUGUUAUUUAUUCGGUACGCUGAAGUAACAUGUUGACUUAGGAAACUUCGAAUGCUUCAAUUUAAAAUAGAAGCUUGAAUGCACUUUUAACAACUGGUUUCUUAUGAUGUUUAAAUUUUUGUUGAAAGAAGACUAAAUUAGUUAGAACUACUCUGUGAGUUCAUUUAGUCAGUUCUUGUCCCCAUGGUGCCUAGUAUUGGGGCUAGUGAUGUCCAGUUUCUUACACUUUCUUUUAGACAUUGUGAGUAUGAGAAAAGAAAGAUGAAGAUGCUUAAGUUUUGUUUUUAUUUAUAAAUGGAAACAAUUUAUUUUGGUCAUGUUCUUUUUGUCUUGUAAGCUUAGGUUCAAUCCUAGAAACCUAGACUGCCACUGCAACUUUUUUUAAAGGAAUAAAACAAAUGUACAAGAAUAAUUUAACAUCUGUACUUUACAACAAUGUUUCUGUUUGUUUCAUCUGAGUGCCUUUUAAUGACUCCUAUUGCUUGAGUUAUUUGUUUUGUUGAAAAUAGCUGGCUAUAAAGUUUGCUCUAUCCAUUUAGUCUGUUAAAGCCAUUUGUGUAACAGUUAGCUGGAGAUAUGGAAAUUGUUUAGUAUCCAGAAACAAUUGUUCCCUACCAGAACACACAUUUUGAAAGUAAAAACCAUAACAAUAGGACUGUAACAUUUGUUCUUUCUUUAUUACCUAAUGACUUCAUAUUCAUAGGAAAAAAACAAUAUAAAAAUAUGCUGUUUAUGUACAAACAUAUUUAGAAAGUUGACAUUUGUUUUAUUUGCAUUGCAGUUUUAUGAAUUACAAUCAAAGAAUAGGAUACAAAAUCUAUUGCAAGAAACAAAUUUUACAAAUAAAGAGGACUUUGUUAUCAAAUUGUUGUGUUUUUUUUUCCAAGACAAAAUAGUUACAAUAAUGACUAACACUGCAUUACAUUUACUAGUUCUUAAUUGAGCUGCUCAUUGAGAGUCAGUGGCUGAGAUAAAAAAAACAACAAUGUAUGGAACUGACUCUACAGAACUAUUCAGUGUAAUCUUACAAACGUAAUCUAAGACAUCAACUUGAACAGAACAUUUUCAUA